Molecule: messenger RNA, 4562 nt
Organism: Mizuhopecten yessoensis (Yesso scallop)
Lineage: Eukaryota; Metazoa; Mollusca; Bivalvia; Pectinida; Pectinidae
Product: zinc finger protein 431-like
Exons: 2
Coding region: 500-1657 (385 amino acids)
Source: RefSeq, a predicted model, not a curated record
UGUGUAUCCGGUAAAAAGAAGUUAACUUCUCCGAACAAGUAUACUGAAUGUGAAAAUAGACAAACAUCGUCCAUAAACGGUAGCAUUGGAUAACAUGCCUUUGGUGUUGCUGUUCUGAAAUGCUUUUUCUUGGACACCGGAGGUAAAAUAAUCGAGACACUUCAACUUCCAGUUACAGGCUGUCACAUGAUGAGGACAUUUUGGGAAGGGUAAUCAAACCAUGUGCAUGCAUGGUGAUCAUGAUAAAUUAUACUAUUUCAAUAUCUGUUAGGGGUAACAUUAUUGACAGACAUACAAAAAUGUACAAUGACAAAUCCAUUGAAUCGUGCAGAAGCUAAAUGUGCAGGACUAUAACAGUAAUAUCUUACAAAUGUUUGCAGUAGAGGUAAUUAAGUAGUGAUUCAGCCACAGAUGUCAUACACAACAUAAUUAAAUAUAGUUAAAGUGAUAAAUAUAAGUACAGCUUUAUGUGAGUAAGUGAUCUAUAAAGAAACACCGUAUGGCACACAAAGGUGAAAAGCUACAUGAGUGUGAUGUGUGUGGUAAAGAGUUUAAUAAGACCUACAACAAGCAGAUACACAUGAGGACUCAUACAGGUGAGAAGCCACAUGAGUGUGAUGUGUGUGGUAAAGAAUUCAGUACAACGCAAAGUCUACGAAGACACCAAAGGAUACAUACUGGAGAAAAGCCAUACAACUGUGCUGUUUGUGGUAAAGAAUUCAAUUCAAAAGAUGGCCUACAGACACACAUGUGGGUUCAUACUGAAGAUCUAGAGAAGCCGUACAAGUGUGAUAUGUGUGGUAAAGGAUUUAUUAGCACGGGUGAUCUAAAUAAACAUUACAAAAUACAUACAGAAGAGAAGGCUUAUAGGUGUGAUGUCUGUGGUAAGGGAUUUUAUAAGCCAUAUAACCUGAGAAUACAUGUCAUGACUCAUACAGGAGAGAAGCCGUACACAUGUGAUAUCUGUGGUAAGGGGUAUAUUGUGGCUCAAAGUCUGGAGAAACAUCAGCAAACACAUAUUUUCCAGAGUGGAGAAAAGUCCUACAAGUGUGAAAUCUGUGAUAGAAAAUUUAAACAUACAGAUGGUCUACGGACGCACUUGAGAAUUCACACGGAAAAGGAACCCUACAAAUGCAGCAUAUGUGGUGAGGUGUGUUAUAGUAAGGCUUACUUACACAAACACAGAGGGACACACACAGGAGAUAAACCAUGUGAUGUCUGUGGUAAGGUGUUCAGUAGCACCAGUGAUCUGAAGAAACAUCAGUGGAUACAUUCAGGGGAGAAGCCGUACAACUGUGACCUCUGUGGUAAAGAUUUCAAUCAGGCCGGUAACUUAAAAGCACACAUGAUGACUCACACAGGAGAGAAGCCACACAAAUGUGAUCUGUGUGGUAAAGAGUUUAGACGAGCCAAUACCCUACAGACACACAGAAGGACUCACACAGGAGAGAGGCCAUACAGAUGUGAUGUCUGCAGUAAGGGGUUUAAUAGCAAAGGUGACUUACAAAAGCACUCCAGAACCCACACUGGAGAGAAGCCAUACAAGUGUGAUGUUUGUGGCAGCGAGUUCACUGUGGUACAAAGUCUGAACAGACACCACAAGAAACAUAUACUGGAGACAAACCGUUCAAGUGUAAUGUAUAUAAUUAAUAAUUAAUAUUAUGUCUUUAAAUUACAAGAAAGUGCAUAAGUGACCUUUAUGAUACCUCAGGACUUGACACACACCGGAGAGAAGCUUUACACACAGAUUAAUAGAUUCUUAGCAUUAUUCAAAAUUCCUGUAAUAUACAUGCAUACAUGUGCAUGUGGAAAAUGAUUUUCUCACACAAGUGCACAAUUUUUGAUACUUAUAAGUACAUAAAGGACCUCGAAGUAUACCAUAUACUCUUAUCCAUUGCAAGUUUUAAUUAUUUUUUUCAUAAGGGGAUCCUGGUGUGAUUCCUGUGGAAAGGGCUUAAAUGUCACUGUACCAAAUCUAGUUUCACUGUAAGAAGAUACUGCAUACUGGGAAAUAUUCCUUCAAUUUAUUGUUACCUUUUCCCUCUGGAAUCAGGGUGAAUUUACACUCUGGACAGGUUGGAUUUAAAAACAAAAAAAUCCUAAGCAAAUGAGACUAAGUCAUUUUUUCUAUGGUGUUUAGGAAAUUUCAGUAGAUCCAGGUCAUAAAAUGAUACCUAUAUAGCUACCAAUUUUUCAGAGUAUGAUAUAUUUGUAUUCAUUUUGCAUAAUUUAUACAAUAUAAAUGCCAAAUACCAAGGGACACUCAAGCUUGUACUUUACCUAUAUAUCUUUAAAAUUAAAAAAAAAAAAAAUGUAAAACAAACAAAAAUAGAAAUAUGUGUAUUUGUGAACAAUCAGAAUUUAUUGUUACAUAACAUAUGCAACAACAUUGAUAAAAAAAAGCUUGAACAAUACAGGUAAAAAAAAGCUAAAAUCUUUGGGCAUUAUACCUGAACCCAAUCCUUUAGCUGACAUGUAUUGUACACACCUAUGCAAUGUGAUUACAACACAGCUCCUCAUUAAUAUCAUAUGAACAAUAGUGAUGAUAUGAUUUGUUUAAAUCAGCUGAUUGAUUAUUUAAAUUCAAUCGAGACAAGCUUUUAGCAAAAUAUUUCUACCACAAUUUCUUUCUUAAAUUGACAUUUUUUUUACUGUUUUAAUAUAUAUAUAUACAAGUUUCAAAAAUGAUGAAGCUCCAGAGUGAGUAAAAGGGAUAUUUCUUUAGAUUGGUCAAUAAGUCUUAAAAAAAUGAGAAUGCUGGUUUGUUAAAAAUAUUUUAGAAACCUGUAAUGACAAACACAGAAAAAUGAUGAGGAACACCACAUGUUUGUUGCCUUGCAUGCUCAUUUUUAAUAUCGAUUUAGUUAAUACUGCAAAACAGGAAAUAUUUGUGAGUCUUUUUCUUUCUGAUUUUACUUUUACUCUUUUUUGUUUUUGCUUAUACAAACUUAAAUAGCCUACUAGAACCCUAUAUCUUGAGUCUGUUUAGGAUUCCUAUCCCACUGCAGACAAAACUAAUAUUAGAGGUGGCUUUUUUUGAAAAUGGUAACCUCCCUUUUAGUUUAAUUACUUUUUUGGUAUAUAACUGUGGAUAGACUGGUCUUGGGUACUACUGUUAACAAUGAACCUGAGUCGGUAAGAGCAAAAGUAUAAAGACUGGAGGUCCAGGGUUCAAAUCCUAGUUUGGCCCAUUGCAUUUUUGGCCGGAUUGCAACGCAAUCAGGGCUAAUAGAUUGGCGAUUCCCGUCUGUCCAUCUGUCCAUUCAUCUCUCCGUCUGUCUGCGCUAAGGUUCAGAAGAAUGGUUAAUCUCCGUUUUCAAGUUAUUAAUUAUCCCAUGUAUCUAAGGAUGCUUAUCACAUGCAAUGCUUUGGAUGCUGGUUGUGACCUACAUUUUCCACUUUAGUGACCAGGAAGUCGCCCGCCUACAAGCUAUCUUUCUUAAUUUCUAUGGUAUUGUCAUCGCCCGCCUACUAUCUACCUUCCUUAUGUAUCUAAGGAUGCUAAUGACAUGUGAUGCUUUGGAUAUUGCUUCUGACCUGCAUGUUCCGCUUCAGUGAUCAGGUUAAGAAGAUUGGUUAAGGUCAGUUACUAAGUAACUGCUUGUUGUACAUCAAAUAAACUUGCAUGGUUUAUGUAUCUAAGGAUGCUUAUCACAUGCGAUGCUUUGGAUGCUGGUUCUGACCUACAUUUUUCGCCUCAAAGACCAGGUUAAGAAGUUCAGUUGAGGUCAGGCCCCAUGCAUCUGCACUAUGGUUAAGAAGAUUGGUUUCGGUCACUUACCAAGUAACUACUUGGCCUACAUCAGCUAAACUUGCAUACCUUAUGUAUCUUAGGGUGCUAAUCACAUGCGAUACUUCGCAUGCUGGUUCUGACCUACAAUUUCCGCUUCAGUGACCAGGUUAAGAAGAUUGGUUAAGGUCAUUUACUGAGUAACUGCUUGUUGAAAACUUAACCUGUAUUGCUUAUGUAUCUUAAAGGAUGCUAAUCACAUGCGAUGCUUUACAUGAAAAUGUGCUGUAGCAAUCGGGCCAUAUCACUAUUGGCGGUUUCUUAUUUGCUAUUAAAUUAAAAAAUAUAUAGCCAUACAUAGAAAAGUUCCCGAUGCAUGGUAAGUUGUUUUGGCAGUGGAACAGGGGUCCUUAGUUCAUACAGUACUGUGUAUACACUUAUAACCAUACUCUUGGUUCCACUCCUGGGAUUGUACAACCAUUUAAACCUCACAGUAAUUACACACUGAAAGUUUCCUGUUAUACAUGUUAUAAUGACCACUGCUAUUUAUUGACUAGUAAUAAUGACCACUGCUAUGUAUUGACUAGUAAUUAUAAUGUUUGUAUUAUUGGAUUUAUUUACUAUAUGUACCUGAUCGUCUGAACACUAGAUGCCAGUUACCAUCUAUAGAUGUAAAUGUAUAGUAGUGCGCUGUCUAGACAUUAGAAAUGGUACAGUAUUAUAUAUGACUAGUUUUGCACUGAUCACAUGACAAUGACAUAAGGUUUGGAUAUUUUAAAAUCAGCUUUUUCAAUCGACAAGGUGCAUAUUGGUCACAAAAAUAAAAUAAUUU